This is a messenger RNA of Pteropus alecto (black flying fox), 4019 nucleotides long. RefSeq names its product FAM161A, centrosomal protein (gene FAM161A). The record is from RefSeq and is a predicted model, not a curated record. The transcript is spliced from 7 exons. The coding region runs from base 524 to 2677 and encodes 717 amino acids. Gene Ontology annotation, biological process: cilium organization. NCBI's taxonomy places the organism in Eukaryota, Metazoa, Chordata, Mammalia, Chiroptera, Pteropodidae. Gene Ontology annotation, cellular component: photoreceptor connecting cilium; ciliary basal body; cilium.
CAUGUCAAUCAGAGUAGAAUGUACUGUACUCCUUUCCAUUCUCUGGCUCCGGGGGGAGCCAUGUUAGCGAGAUGCAAACCUUGCCACAGUUCUGAGGCUGCCACACAACAGCAUCCCCUGCUUUCCUCUGCCACCGCCAUCUCCUUCGAACAUUAUUUCAAUGAAUGAAAAGGCGCUUUUUUUUCUUUUUCACAAAUCAAGUUGUUUCACUAGUAUGAUGUGCAAAGUCUGUGUUUACGCGGUGAGGCGCGAAGCUGGGGAAGAGGUGCCCUCUUCUGCCGGGCUAACCCUCUAAACCAGCACAGACCACUAACUCCCUCUAUCCAGGAGGCACCCGCCUUGACUCUCCCGCAGCGUGAGAGGAUUUUGAGUGACUUUUGGCCCCUCGCGGCCCCUGUAGCGUCCCUAGUUACCGUACCCCUAGUAACCCCCGCCCCAAGCAGGGAGCCGCUGAGUAGCCUGAGGCCGCGCCGGCUUCUCCGCCCUGGGCCAGCGCGGGCGCUCGGGCCUCGGCGGCGAGGUGAUGGCCGCCUCUCACCGAGCGGCGAAGCUGGCGGCCAGCAGUCUCCAAAUCCCGGUAGAUCCCAUCACCGGAGCGCGGGUCGCCCAGUACGAACGCGAAGACCCCUUAGAAGCUCUGGCGGCGGCGGCGGUCUUGGAGGAGGAAGAGGAAAAGCAGGAGGCGGCGGUGCGGCCGGCGCGGGCGCCGGCUGAUUUUAACACCAACGUUUCUGGAGUGGAUGAUCGAACACAUAUAAGCAGUAAAGACCUCGUGGACUUUUCUGGUAUUUACUACUCUAAUGAAGAAUAUUUCAGGAAACUAGAAGAGCUGAAGGCUGCCCACAUGGAAACUAUGGCAAAGUUAGAGAAAAUGUACCAGAAUAAAUUAAAUUUAAAUGCAGUUCAGCCAGUAAUCAUCAGGGAAGAAGCGCCUAGUGUCUCUUCCAUGUCUGUCUUGGAAAAGAAUUCCUAUCACCCUAUCUCAUUAACAACAUCGCUUUCAGAGCCUGAUUUAAGUCAUGCUUCCUCCUUGAUUAUGACUUCCUCUGAAGAUGAGUUGCCCAACUUAGAAAAGGCGUAUCCCGAGAAAAACAGAAGGAUGACGUAUGCGAAGGAGCUCAUCAACAACAUGUGGAGAAACUUUUCUGUUAAAGAUUAUAUUCAGUGUGAAGAUGCUAACUUCCCGGCAGUUGAAAAAACAAAGAAGAAACCUAAAGAAUGGGUGCCAAAGAUUACAGUACCUGAGCCUUUUCAAAUGAUGAUUAGAGAACAGAAGAAAAAAGAAGAGAACAUGAAAUCUAAAUCAGAUAUUGAAAUGGUACAAAAACUGCUCAAAAAACAAGAAGAAGAUUCAGAGUGUAAGAAAAAAUUCCGAGCCAAUCCAGUUCCAGCAUUUGUCUUUCUCCCCCUUUAUCAUGAUAUAGUCAAGCAAAAUGAAGAACGGAGAAAGACUAUGAAGGAGAAAUAUAAAGAAGCUCUUUUGGCCUCUCAAAAGCCAUUUAAGUUUAUUGCAAGGGAGGAACAAAAGCAAGCAAUCCGAGAAAAGCAGCUGAGAGACUUUUUUAAGUCUAAAAAGAAAACAAAUCGAUUUAAAGCCAGACCUAUACCUCGAUCUACUUAUGGUUUAAUUUCCAAUGACAGGUUAAAAGAAGAAGAGCUCUACAGAAACAAUAGGACACAGCUGAGAGCCCAAGAGCUUUUACUUAAUUCAUCCCCUUUACCUCGUAGACCAGCUCGCAGAAGUUUUGCUGCAAGGAAGUCCAAGUGUCCUGAACAGGCUGAAAAGUUGAAGUGUAAGCACAAGGCUAGGUGCCAGACUGCUGAUUUUGGAGAUGUUCCUGAGAGAUAUCAGAGACACCCCUCAGAACAGAAGUAUCUAAAACCCCUAACAGUCUGUAAACCACCCGAUCUUCAUGCAGCCUCACCUGCAUCCACUAAAAGAGAGAAAAUUUUGGCAGACAUUGACGCAGACGAAGAAAAUUUAAAAGAAAAACGUUGGCCUUAUCUGUCUCCAAGGCACAAGUCACCAGUAAGAAGUGGAAGUGCAAAGCGUGUGCCAUAUGACUGCAACCCUCCAAUGCCCACAGUAUCUUCCAGAGGAAGAGAACAAGCCACAAGGAGAUCACUUGAGGAAAAGAAAAUGUUGGAAGAAGAGAGAAAUCGGAUCCUAACUAAGCAGAAGCAAAGAAUGAAAGAAUUGCAGAAACUCCUGACAACACGGGCUAAGGCUUAUGACUCACAUCAAAGUUUAGCUCAAAUGUCUAAAUCCAGAAUAAAAUCUCUGAGAAAAAGUGAAAAGGAAAGGAUGAGAGAAUACCGACAAGAACUAGAAGAAAGAGAAGAAAAAUUAAAAAACAGGCCACUACUAUUUGAAAGAGUUGCUCAGAAAAAUGCAAGAAUGGCAGCAGAAAAGCAUUAUUCUAACAUCCUAAAAGCACUAGGAAUAUCUGAUGAGUUUGUUUCAAAGAAAGGCCAAUGUGGAAGAACAUUUGAGUCCUUCAGCGAUCAAGAGAUGAAAAGUUUCACUGAAGAUAAAGAAAGCUUUAAUGAAGAAGAAAAAAUAGAAGAAAGAGAGAAUGAGGAAGAAAAUUAUUUUACUGAUACCAACAGCCAGGAUUCUUGCAAAGAAAAAGAUGAAGCUGAUGAAGAGAGUGAAGAAAAAUCUGUCGAAGAAUAAAACAGAAUCAGCAGAGCCUCCUCUCUGUGUCUGUGCUGUUGUUUGCAGCAUCAUGUAUUAGCAGCUGUGUGGGUGUUAGCAGCUGUGCUUGUGUUAAGAAUGUGGAUGGGAACCCAUCUGAUGUGUGCAGGGCUCUUGAGCAAAGUCAUCUGUAGCGGAAAAGGUCAAAUCCUGCCGAUUGGCCAUUUGGUCAGUUAGAAUAAGGCUUUGCCUAUCAUGUUUUAAAAUUGCUACAUAUGGUCUGUUCACAACUUUGAUCUUAUUUGUAUUUUUAAAAAGUGUUUGAGAAUCACAGCUGUCACAAACUGAUUAGUCAUAAAAAUAUACAUUACUUCAUUAUUUUGGUGGGAAAAAAUGGUUUAGCAUUGAGAGCAGAGAGAAAUAUUGGCCUUUAGUGAUUUGUUUGAAAAAAAAUUUUCUCAUUUUUUUAAAGCAUGAAUUAAUAAAUAUUUUUAAAUUAUACUAUUUGCUCAUUCUUUUUCUCUGCAAUACAUCUCACAAAAUGAAUCCUCAAACUUAUUUUACUAGGUAUUUUAAGUUUCUUAUCUGAGCCAUUUUUCAAAAUAAAAUAUAGAAAAAAAUACAUACUUGCAAAUUUACAUUCAUUUCUACACUGAGAGUUUACUGUUAAAUUAUCCAUAGUAUCAUCACUUUUUUUAUCUUUAAUUUUAUUCUAAAUUAUUUUUGAUAUCUAUAUUAUUAGAAAAGCAUUUAUAUUCUUUUUAACCUUGUAUAUUGACAGAUGGAAAGAAUUAUAGCAUCGAGUUAUAAUUUUAAUAAAUAUCAGCCCUGUUUUAUAUAUGAUGAAAUUUGUACAUAAUAACUUGUCCAAGGCAAAUCUCUAAAAUAAUUCAGAUUUGACUCUUUAAUACAAGGCCCAGCUGUACUCAACUUCUUACAUAUUAUUGCAGACACACUUUGUCUUUCUGUGCAUGAUGUUAAUUUGAUUUUAUGAAUAUAUCAUUUUUCCUCUUUAAGCAGAUUUUUGUUUUAAAAAUUCAAACCUGUCAUAAAGAUGUGAUAGAGUGAGACAUUUUCUUUUCUAAAAACAAUCAACCUCCUUUAAAGAGGAUGAACUAAUAAAGGUGUAUAUAAUAACAGUGUUUCCCAACUGACAGUUUAUGUUUUAAAUGAAGAAAUAAGGUGAUUUUUCUCAAUUAAGGGCAAAUAUUUACCUGUAAUUUCUUUCCUACACUUUGUAUUAAACUAUUUGUCACUAACAUUAGAUUGUAAACUUCUUGAAUGUUGGCACCAUUUAACAAUUCAUCUUUGUAAUUCUUUAAUAUUUUGCACAGGAUUGUGCAUAUGGUAGGUACUUAAUAAAGGCUUAGAUGAGUAAGUA